CCAUCCAUCACCAUUCCUGAACCUGAACCUGACUUCAAGCAUGCUCUGGAGUGCAAAGCAGUAAAAACCAGACGGGUUCUUCUCCCACUGUCAGAGUUAUUGUUAGAGUUUGUCGUUCCUUGGAACAGUCAGUCGCGUGCUUCAAUCUCCGCCUCGCUAUCCACCAUUCAUCAUCCCACUAGUUAUUAUAUUUCCCCUUUCCAUAUAUCAAUUAAUCAAUCAAUCAACCAAUCAGUCAACGAAUGGAACGCCGCGCCACACGCUCGUCUGCGAGACAGGCGGCGUUACGCGCAGCUGGACUGCAGGAUGUCAAGCCUGAUAUCAUGAGUGAUGGAGCUAUCUCCCGACGAAAGUCUAGACGAGAGAGUCUGAAGGCUGGGAGUAUAUCUGCCAAAGCGGAACAGCAGAGAGCGGCAGGACGGAGCAAAGUGGUGAAGGGGUCUGCCGCUAAGAAGAGGAAGACUUCUCCUGCGAAGAAGAGGAAGAUGAGGGGGGCUGUCGAGAAAAUGGAGGAUGGUGAUGAGCUUCCGCAUAACCUGGGCUCGAUCUCGAAAGCUACGGGCACUGGUGCGCUUCCCCACAACCGGGGCUCUACUCCGGCGCUUCAGUCGAUCGAGAACAAGAACAAUCACAAACCGCUUUCAAACCCAAACGAAGAAACUCCAGCAGUCAAGGUUGAAGCGUCAGUCCAGGAAAGCGCAGACCUUCCCUCGCAAACCAAAAAUUCCAAGAAAUCAAACACCUACGGCCUCACCCCCGGGGUCAGCCCAUUCCCAGACUGGAACCGCUGCGGCGAGGUGCCCUCGGUGCUAGACGCACUGAUCCGCACCCUCCUCAGCGGCGCCACGACGGGGGCCAACUCCGCCCUCGCGUUCAGCGGGCUCGUCCAGAAAUUUGGCCUCCUGGACCACGGGAUCGGCAAGGGCAGCGUCGACUGGGACGCCGUCCGUCGCGCCUCCCUGCAAGACGUCUUCGAAGCUAUCAAGAGCGGCGGUCUCGCUGCCAUGAAGAGCAAGAACAUCAAGACAAUUCUAGACAUGGUCUACGAAGAGAACCAGCUCCGUCGCGCCAUUCUCGUCAAAGGCGAGGAGGACGCCACAAGCGACCUGGGAAAGAAAUCCACCGGCGGCAAGCUGUACGAGAUUGCCUGCGCGGACCAGAACUUCCUGUCCCUCAACCACCUCCACGACUUGCCCACCGAGGACGCCAUGACGGCGCUCGUCAAGUACCCCGGGAUUGGGCCCAAGACAGCUGCAUGUGUGCUUCUCUUCUGUCUGCAGCGGCCGUGCUUCGCGGUCGAUACGCACAUCUUCCGCAUCUGUAAAUGGCUCGGCUGGGUGCCGCCAACGAAGGCCACGGAGAUUACGGCCUUCAGCCAUUUAGAAGUGCGCAUACCAGACCGUCUUAAGUACUCGCUUCAUCAGCUUCUGAUCCGUCACGGUAAGACCUGUCCACGCUGUCGCGCCAUCACCGGGCAGUCGUCGGCGAGGUGGGACGAGGGCUGUGUAAUUGAUCAUUUGGUGAAGCGGACGGGGAAGCGCAAGGGAUAG
Molecule: messenger RNA, 1550 nt
Organism: Aspergillus campestris IBT 28561
Lineage: Eukaryota; Fungi; Ascomycota; Eurotiomycetes; Eurotiales; Aspergillaceae
Product: endonuclease III domain-containing protein
Exons: 2
Coding region: 243-1550 (435 amino acids)
Biological process (GO): base-excision repair
Molecular function (GO): catalytic activity
Source: RefSeq, a predicted model, not a curated record